AUGUCCAAUAAAGGCAAUGAAACAGAUUCUGAUGAUGAAUUAACUUUAUCGUCAAAUGCUCUCGCAGCACUACAAGAAUUUCGACUAGAAGAACAACAACGACAAGAGGAAUUUCAGCAACUCUUUAAUGCCGCUGAAAAAGAACAUGAAAGGAGAAAACAAGGAAUCGAUCUUUUCAAAGAAGAUUGGCAACUAUCCCAAUUUUGGUACACGAACGAAACUGCUGACUUGCUAGCAGAGGCCCUAUUGGAUGGAGCCGACGAAGACACCGUUAUUGCAAUCGUGAGUGCACCUUCUGUAUACGCUGCCUUGAAGAAGAAACCAGAUGGCGAACUUCCAACGGAAAAUAUUUACUUAUUUGAAUUUGACAAAAGAUUCGAGUUGCUUGCUGGCAAAGAGCAUUUUCGGUUCUAUGACUUCGCUGAUCCGCUCAAUUUCGAUGAGACACUAAAGGGUAAGGUACAUAGGCUUUUGAUUGACCCACCUUUUUUAAAUGAGCAUUGUCAAACCAAUUCAUCAAUUACUGCCAAGGCGUUACUCGCUGAAAACCUUGAAAAUGGGCUUGCUAGCAAAGAGAAUCCCCAAAGCUGUCGUUUGGUAUCUUGCACCGGUGAGAGAAUGGCAGAAGUUAUUUCAAAGGUAUAUCCUGGGACAAAAAUCACAAGUUUUCUGCCUGAACAUGCGAAUGGUUUGAGCAAUGAAUUCAGGUGCUAUGCAAAUUUUGAGUGGAAGGGUUGGAAAUUUUCCAGCUAA
This is a messenger RNA of Lachancea fermentati, 753 nucleotides long. Lineage: Eukaryota; Fungi; Ascomycota; Saccharomycetes; Saccharomycetales; Saccharomycetaceae. The record is from the annotation of a GenBank genome assembly.